Messenger RNA from Fraxinus pennsylvanica, 801 nucleotides. Lineage: Eukaryota; Viridiplantae; Streptophyta; Magnoliopsida; Lamiales; Oleaceae. The record is from the annotation of a GenBank genome assembly.
AUGGGGUGCUGCUGCGAGGAGGAAGAAGACUACGAGGCAGCGGCCCCACCGGACCUCCACCGGCCCCUCAAUCCUCGCCACCACGACGGCCGCGAAGCUCUACUGUGUACCGAUCUAGUUAUCUCACCAAUGAAUUCUAACUUCUCAGCUCUAUUAUGCAAGGACACUCUCCGCGCCAUAUUGGAGAAACUGUCACUCGCCGAUCUGGCCCGUUCGGCUUGCGUAUGCAGGCUCUGGUAUUCCGUGGCUGCCGAUCGGGAUAUGCAGGUCAAGUCUUUUAUUUCCCCUUGGAAACUCCGGGAUGUUGUUGGUAACCCGACUUCCGGUGGCUUCUGGAGAGACAAUUCGCUUUCCAAAUUUGCCAUUUCGCAUCGGCUGUCGCGUGGGGACUCAGUCGCCAGCCUCGCUGUCAAAUAUUCCGUUCAGAUUAUGGACAUAAAACGCUUAAAUAACAUGAUGAGUGAGCAUGGGAUAUACUCGAGGGAGAGGCUGCUGAUUCCUGUGAGGAAACCAGAUAUCCUCGUUAAUUCAGUAUGCUACAUAGAGCUUGAUAUCCAUGCAAAGAGGGAAGUUGCUGUACUGUAUCUUGAAGGCAGCCCUGAAAGAAAUCUCAACAGUAUUUUGAAUAGGCUGACCAUAGAAAGGGCCAAAAGAAAGGUGGUUGACUCCUUGAAGAGGAGCAUGCAUACUGAUGAUGGAACUGCACAGUACUACUUAUCUAUGUCAGAUGGUGAUCCUCGAGCUGCAUUGACACAAUUUUCCGAAGAUCUGAGUUGGGAGAGGCAGGUGGGGCAGGCAUAA